This is a messenger RNA of Oryzias latipes (Japanese medaka), 2180 nucleotides long. RefSeq names its product chromatin assembly factor 1, subunit B (gene chaf1b). Gene Ontology annotation, cellular component: CAF-1 complex; nucleus. The record is from RefSeq and is a predicted model, not a curated record. Gene Ontology annotation, molecular function: protein binding. Gene Ontology annotation, biological process: DNA replication-dependent chromatin assembly; nucleosome assembly. Lineage: Eukaryota; Metazoa; Chordata; Actinopteri; Beloniformes; Adrianichthyidae.
CGUCUUUUGCCCCGCCCAUCCCUUACAAUCACUUCCUUGACCGGAAGUUUUGAAUGAAUUGUACGCGGGAAAGUCUCUCAGGCAGCUUCUUUCAUACACCCGUGCAGGUCUGUUUGCCUCUGAAAGUGCGAGAAAAAAAAUGAAAGUGGUAACGUGUGAAAUAGCCUGGCACAACAAAGAGCCUGUCUACAGUUUGGACUUUCAGCACAGCACGGAUGGACGCAUACACCGCCUGGCCACAGCUGGAGUGGACACCACCGUCAGGCUCUGGCGGGCGGACAUGGGUCCGGACGGGAAGGCCGUGGUGGACUUCCUGUCAAACCUGGCUAGACACACAAAAGCUGUCAAUGUGGUUCGUUUCAGCCCCAAUGGAGAUCUCCUCGCUUCUGGAGGAGAUGAUGCUGCAAUUCUUUUAUGGAAGCUGAACGACACGAAGGAGCCAGAGCAAGCUCCCGUGUUCCAAGAGGAUGAAGAUGCUCUGCUCAACAAGGAGAGCUGGUCUGUGGUCAAAACACUGAGGGGUCACAUAGAGGAUGUGUACGACGUCUGCUGGACGAGGAAUGGGAACUUCAUGGUGUCGGGGUCUGUCGACAACACAGCUAUCAUGUGGGACGUCAGUAAAGGACAGAAGUUGUGUAUCCUAAAUGAUCACAAGAGCUAUGUGCAGGGUGUGACCUGGGAUCCUCUGGGACAGUAUGUCGCCACUCUCAGCUGCGACAGGGUCUUGCGUGUCUACAGCACCCACACUAAGAAAAAGGCCGUCACUGUCAGUAAAAUGAGCUCAGGACAGCCGGCAGAGGGGGGCGAGGCAAAGCAGUACAGAAUGUUCCAAGACGACAGCAUGAGGUCCUUCUUUCGCCGUCUUUCCUUCACGCCAGACGGCUCGUUUCUUAUUACACCAGCUGGAUGUGUGGAAGUUGGAGAAAACAUCAUUAACACCACCUACAUCUUUUCCAGAAAAAGUCUGAAAAGGCCCGUUGCCCACUUGCCGUGUCCAUCUAAAGCUACGCUGGCCGUGCGCUGCUGCCCCGUUUACUUUGAGCUCAGAACCAAAAAGGGAGAAGAUGGAUCUAUCCAGGAUCUUCCUAAUUUAUUCAAGCUUCCCUACCGGAUGGUGUUUGCCGUGGCCUCGGAGGACUCCAUCUUCCUGUACGACACGCAGCAGAGCCUUCCGUUCGGCCUGGUGUCAAACAUCCACUACCACACACUCAGUGACCUGUCAUGGUCUGCUGAUGGUUCCUUCCUGGCCGUGUCCUCCACAGACGGUUACUGCUCCUUCCUGUCAUUCUCUCCUGGGGAGCUGGGUACUCCCCUCAAAGAGCCCCCCACCUUAGAGGACUUUGUCCCAAACAGUAGUGAGAAGAAAGGGAAGAAACCCGCAGCACCCAAGAACUCCCCGCCUUCAUCCCAGCCCGCAAAUUCCUCCCCUAAAGUGAGCAAAGACGCCCCCUCCUCGACUCCCUCGGAGGAGAAGAAGGCCACGCCGAAGGGCGUGUUGAAGCCGCAGCCGCGCAGGAUCACCCUCAACACGCUGGAGGGGUGGGGCAAACGCAGCCCCCCCAAAGCUCCCGCUGCACCGGGACAGCAGACGCCCAAAUCUCCCUCUACUCCCCAAAACUCCCCCGCAAACAAGCCACAGAUAACGCCCCUCAACCCCUCCACCCCAAAGGUGCCCAACAGUGCUGCACCCACCACCCCGAAAGUUACCCCGAAGGGACCGACACCCAGGAGAGUUUCUCUGACUCCGGUUGCGCCGCGAUCUCCAAGUGUGGCUUCACUUUUUCAGGCUCCUUCCUCCACAGAAAAGGCUAAACAUGAGCGGCCCUCCCCGCCCACCGAUCCGGUGUGCCAGCCCCCAGAAUCCAAAAGGCCUAAAACCGCCGACGCUCCGGAAAAAGAAAAGGACGCCGCCGUCGGCAAAGAUUAACUUGCAGAAGCAUCAUUUGUGUUACAAGUUGUUAUUUUUGUCUUUUGUCCUCCUGUGUAUUAUUUUUGACUGUCAUUAAAGCUGACGUGCUCCUAAAAGUGUCAAGAAAAAGGGAAGAUGAACCUGAACGUUAGAGCAAAAGAAGACGAGCACUUGAAUGUUUGACAUCAGAGGCUGAUAUUUGAGAGAAAUCCUCCAGGUAACGAGUGUUUAACUGUUUAUAAGCUUUCUAAUAAAGUCUGUUUCUCUCAUA